AUGAAGAGUUCCUGCAGAGCUGGCCUCCACAGGGAACCGCUGAAUUCCACAUCCUCCACCUUCCAUCAAGUCAAACGGGUUUCUGGUAUGCACUUAAAGCCAUAUCUCAAGUUACAGAAGAAAGAGCGAUAUCCAGAAAUAAGUCAGGAUUCCCUGAGAGGCCAACCUAUGAGCCGUCAGAGAUCAGCACAAGAAGAAAAAUACACCAACAACUGCACCAAACUGAGUGUUUUCCCAAAACCCUCCCUCAUCACUCCACCUCGAAAGCUUCUGGGGAUAAUUUAUCCAAAUACUAUGUGCAAUAUGAAUGGGAAAGGUCCAGCAGAUGGUCCAAGUGCAAGGGGGGAGAAGAAGAACGCCCUGUCUGCAACGAUUCAUCAGGGAGAAGAAGGAGAAGGGCCUCUGGAUGUCUGGGCUGUCGUGAAACCUGGCAAUACAAAGGAGAAAAUCGCCUUCUUUGCAGCCCAGCAAUGCAGCAGCAGCAACCGGCUAGGCUCUAUGAAAAUUAAAAGCACAUGGGAUAUCGAUGGAAGAACAGCUAAACGCAGGAAAAAAUCGGUAGAUCUUAAAAAAGCCAAAAUUCAACUGGAAAGAAUGAGGGAGGCCAAUGCCAGGUGCUCCCAACCGGAGCCUUUUGCCUGUGGCAUCGAGCACUGUUCGGUGCAUUAUGUGAACGACAACGGUGAGGGUGUGUUCCCAGGCCGGUCCCUCUCGGUGAUCGAGAUGGUGGCCUUCCUGGAGCAACGAGCAAGUGCUUUACUGGUAGACUGUGCGAAAACCUGCACUCCCGCUUCUGCUACAAGGCUGAGCGCUCAGCCUAAAGGUGCGCUUCCCAGCUCAGACCUUUUUUCCUCUGCCGGGGCAUGUGAGGUACAUGUGGAGAGGGGACCUUGCAGCAGCAACGAGCAGCAGCAGAGCGAGCCCGUGCGGGUGCUGGACAUGGUGGCCAAGCUGGAGUCGGAGUGCCUGCGGCGCCAGAGCGAGCGGGAAGCUGGGAGCCUCUCGCGGAACAACAGCUUCCGUAGAAACGUCGGGAGGGUGCUUCUGGCGAACGGCACCCAGCCCGAGGGAGAGGUGGGGAAGGUCUCCUUGGGGGUCCUGCCUCCUGGGGAUGGUUUGGAGGAGGCAGGGGUGGCGGAGGCUGGAUACGGAGGACGGUGCAGUCCUUUGGGUGACACUGAGUUGUGGGAUGGUGCUGCCUCUGCUCGGCAGGCUUUUCCUUCUGGGCUGGAUACUGGAGUGGGGAAUGUGAAUUCGGGACUUGCUCAUGCAGUGUUGGCAAUAACCGCUGGCAGAAGCGAUUCUGAAACGCGAAUUGAGCCUCCCAGACCUCUGCCAUCUGCGUGUCCAGCCGCUGCCAGGUUGCCACCAGAUUCCUUGCAGAGCAAGAAUGCGACUGUUGAUUGUAUGUCGAAAGAGCCUGUGAUUUUCCCAAAGCAGAGUCUGCAUCCUGCUAGGAAGGAGCCCUUAUGCAUCAGUAUAUCGGUCACCAAGACCGAGAAAGGAUGCAGGAAAGAGAAGCUCUCAAACUCCAGUUCCAGUGAAGAUCCCCUUCCAGGGAGGCUGUUUUUCCUCCAGGCUGACCAGCCUGCCGCUCACGAGCAACAGCCACUGCGGGAAAGCACCCAAGAAAAGCCAGGAGAGGUAGCCGAAAAUGAGGAUGAGGAUGCUUUGGCAUCCGACAGAUCGUGCGUGGGAAACGGUGUCCCUACAGAGCCAUCCGUCCUUUCUGUUCCUCCGACAGAAGGGACUUUGCAAGUACUUGAUGCUUCCUGCUUAAAAAGGCAGGUUUCGCAUGACUUUCUGGAGACCAGGUUUAAAAUUCAGCAGCUUUUGGAGCCCCAGCAGUAUAUGGCCUUCUUGCCUCACCACAUCAUAGUGAAGAUCUUUGGAUUGCUUCCUACUAGGAGUCUAGUUGCCCUAAAAUGCACUUGCUACUACUUCAAAUUCAUCAUCGAAUACUACAACAUCAGGCCAGCAGACUCCCGCUGGGUCCGCGAUCCCCGCUACAGAGAAGACCCUUGCAAGCAGUGCAAGAAGAAAUACGUGAAAGGGGACGUAUCGCUGUGCCGGUGGCAUCCCAAACCAUACUGUCAAGCUUUACCCUACGGGCCUGGGUACUGGAUGUGCUGUCACCGGUCCCAGAAGGGCAUCCCGGGCUGUAAGUUAGGUCUGCAUGACAAUCAUUGGGUUCCUGCCUGCCACAGCUUUAACCGUGCUAUUCAUAAGAAAAGCAGAGGAGCGGGAGCCGACGUGGAAGAGGAAUAUUAGUGCACAUACACUUUCCUG
Molecule: messenger RNA, 2289 nt
Organism: Pterocles gutturalis (yellow-throated sandgrouse)
Lineage: Eukaryota; Metazoa; Chordata; Aves; Pterocliformes; Pteroclidae
Gene: FBXO34
Product: F-box protein 34
Exons: 2
Coding region: 1-2271 (756 amino acids)
Molecular function (GO): protein binding
Source: RefSeq, a predicted model, not a curated record